AUGUUAGGGCCCGUUGAAAAGCAAGGAGGUUCGCCUGGCUAUGACACCAUUAUCAGGUUCACACGAGAGCCUCCUCCCAUCAUACAAAAUGGUGAUUCUUUUACUGUAUCCGUGAUGGUGAUGUUCGGAGAGUCCAGGGGACUCCCAAGGGCACCAACGCAAGCAUUUGCCAUCAAUGUGUCUCUCGUCGACGAAUACGGUGCAAAAACAAGCGGGGGACUACAAGGAAGCUUGACCUCUAAUAUGCAGUUCCAUCCCCACCAACCUGCGAAUGGUUUCGCUGUGUUUGACAACCUCGCCGUUUGCCAGACAGGGUCAUGGCGACUCCGAAUUUUGCUAGGGGCCUUCUCAUGCGCCGAAAUGACUGUCGAGGCACGUGCCGAUUCGAACGUCUUCCACGCAAGCGAUCUGUGCUGCAACUCCUUUGAGGUUCUUAACUUCGGCGGCCUGAGUCAGGAAGCAUCAGCUGUGUUCCGAGGAGAACUGAUCCAUGCGGACUCGGCGGGCUGUCUAUGCAAUUAA
This is a messenger RNA of Penicillium samsonianum, 522 nucleotides long. RefSeq lists its product as uncharacterized. Lineage: Eukaryota; Fungi; Ascomycota; Eurotiomycetes; Eurotiales; Aspergillaceae. The record is from RefSeq and is a predicted model, not a curated record. The coding region runs from base 1 to 522 and encodes 173 amino acids. The transcript has 2 exons.